ACGUUUAAACUGUUGUGAUGUAUAUGGUAUACACCUGCCAGGUAGCUAGCUAGCUUAGCAUAUUGAAGAAUAAAACACUGAACCUAGAGAUGAAGAAAUGUACAGUAGUAAAUCUGGACAAGUUUAUUGAUGAUUUCACUCAUCUGGAACAGGUAACUUUAACAUAAAGUAGGAGGACAGCUAGUUCUUCAGGUAGGUAAGUUAACGUUAGCCCGCUAGCUAGCCAGUAACUAAUCUAGCUAGCUAGCUAAAUAACUUAAAAUAGCCUAUGAGCAGGCUAUGCUGAAUUUGCCUUAAAUUAAUCCUGUCAUGAAAGUGGCAGUAACAACAGUUCCACCACUGCCUGAGGAUUUCAAUAAAAUUACAGAGCUCAAGGGUAAAAACAACAUAUUGGAGAUCAAGUUGGAUGAGACCAACAGAGUUCUGAAAAUUUCUCAGACCAAAGAGAAGUGCUUGAUUGAGGAGCGAGAUGGGAUGUUGGGGACAGUGAAGGGACUCCAGCAGACUCUACUGCAGCAGUGUGACCUCAGAGUGGAGAAUGAAAAGUUGAAAAGCACUGUGUCAGACCUAAAAAGGCAGAGUGAUAUGACAGUAGAGGAGCGGGAAGCUGAGAUUCAGAGGCUGGUGGCAGAGAUGAGAGCUGUGGGAGAGAGAUAUCAGAAGGAGUUGGAAUCUCUGAGAGACCAGUGCAGGAGAGGGGUGGAGGACACUCACAGAGAAACACAGAGCAAACUUGAGGCGAAAGAUGCAGAACUGAAAGAGGCCCUGGAGAGGAAGGAGUCAGAUAUGGCAGAGAUGAGAAGGAGAAUGAGGGACCAGGAGAGAGAGAGGCAAAGUGAAAUAUUAAAGUUACAAAUGGAGUUUGGUGCUAAGCUUGCCAGGGUGCAGAGUACCACACAGAGGAUCCAGCAGCAGCCCCAGGGCUCAGGUCUUUUACCUCAGAACAUCUUCAAACGGAAGUUCCAGUUCCUUCAGGAGGAGAAGAACAGAGAGGUCGAGGCCCUGCGCCAGAGAAUCAAGGAAUUGGAGAAGCAGCACGCCAGCGGAUUCAGUGACUCCCGUCUAAAGAGAAAGAAGAUUUAGCAUAUUUAAAAUAUGCAGGAGUGAAAUUCAUCUACAGUUGUGCCUUUGUAUUCUUUUUGGUAUAGUGUUCCUGGUGUUUGCUCUCAAACAGUAGUUGGGUCAUUCUACGAAAUGAGUGCUUUUUCAUUGUUUAAAUACAAAUUGUGCACCAAUAUUGAAUUUUAAAAGCCUGUUAUGUUAAUUGAUGUGCCCUUUAAUAUAGACCACAUGGAGAAUUCAAUAAAUCAGAUUUUAUUUAUAUGAGU
Molecule: messenger RNA, 1328 nt
Organism: Oncorhynchus mykiss (rainbow trout)
Lineage: Eukaryota; Metazoa; Chordata; Actinopteri; Salmoniformes; Salmonidae
Gene: ccdc152
Product: coiled-coil domain containing 152
Source: RefSeq, a predicted model, not a curated record